UUGAUCGUUGGGCCCAGCGACUCCUCGUUUCAUAAAAAAUGGUACAAGACUGAAAGAACGAUAUACAGCAAAGAAAUAGUGAUUUAUGAAUCUUUUAGGCAUGUCAAUAAAUUAGGGAGUGGCUAUCACGUGUUUCCAUUUAAAAUCACGCUUAGACCGAAGGACAGUGGUACAUGCACCCUAUCACAGUAUGUGGACAAUUUUUACGUAGAAGCGAACAGCUACUACGGAAUAGAUGCGUUUCUGAAGGUAGAAGGGGUGUUCAAGCCCGUUCUCACGGAUAAUGUGCGUGUAGAGAUGCGAACAUACCACCAGAAAACGAGAAAAAUCACAGACACGAUUAAUAUCACGUCAUGUCUGUGCCUGAUGUCCACUAACCUGAUCAUUAUUGGUCAUACGGACAAGGAUAAGUAUUCAACAACCGAUGCCAUCUCAUUUUUUACGCGCCUUUCCAACAACACCUAUGGUAUCAAAAGUGUCAAAUUACGGCUUUACUGCCAUCUCACACUCAGAACAAAGAACAACGUCGUGAACAAAACAAAACUCGUUGCUUCAUCUGAUAGAUCAAUCAUAAAGCUCAAUGAUAAAAAUACCGAGUAA
Molecule: messenger RNA, 600 nt
Organism: Vavraia culicis subsp. floridensis
Lineage: Eukaryota; Fungi; Microsporidia; Pleistophoridae
Exons: 1
Source: RefSeq, a predicted model, not a curated record